This is a messenger RNA of Impatiens glandulifera, 951 nucleotides long. RefSeq names its product GDSL esterase/lipase At1g06990-like. Gene Ontology annotation, molecular function: hydrolase activity, acting on ester bonds. The record is from RefSeq and is a predicted model, not a curated record. The transcript has 3 exons. Bases 1 to 951 code for a protein of 316 amino acids. NCBI's taxonomy places the organism in Eukaryota, Viridiplantae, Streptophyta, Magnoliopsida, Ericales, Balsaminaceae.
AUGGGUAAAACAUUGAUUAUGUUUCCGUUGAUUUUUGUUGUUAGUUUGUUGAUGAUGAUAAAUGGUACGUUAGCUUUGCCCAGUUUCAAGUCCAUUCUCAUAUUCGGUGACUCAUUUCUUGACACGGGCAACAACAACUAUAUCCCCACCAUUGCCCGUGCCAAUUUCCCUCCAUACGGUCAGGACUUCCCGAACCACGUUGCCACCGGUAGGUUCUCCAAUGGGCUGCUCAUGUCUGACAUGUUGGCGUCAGCCCUAGGGAUAAAGGAUCUUGUCCCCCCUUUCCUGAACCCAAAUCUGCCGGAUGCUGAGCUGACCAAAGGCGUUUGCUUUGCUUCCGCCGCAUCGGGAUACGACAACUUAACGAUGGCGUUGGCCGGCGCGAUUCCGGUGUCGAAGCAGCUUGAGUACUUUGAGAAAUACUUGGAGAAGCUGAAGGUGGUGGUUGGUGAAGAUGAAGCAAACGGGAUUGUGAAUGGCUCUUUGACGGUGAUUUUUUCUGGUAGCAAUGACAUGAUCCUUAGUCCUCGCCGCCUGCAGCUUGGACCUGAAGCUUUCGGAGAUUUCAUCUUGGACAGGGUCCAAGAUUUCAUUAAGGCAGCAUAUGCGAAAGGGAUCAGGAACAUUUUAGUGGCCGGAAUUCCAAUGGACACAAUGGGCUAUAACCAGAAACUGGUGAACUUGCUGAGCAGAUUGCAGGCAUCUCUUCCAGGGACUAAACUUGUUUAUGCAGAUCUUCAAUAUGCCUUCUCUUCCUCGUAUCUCACUGCCCAUGCAAAUGGUAUAACAGAGCUACAAGUUCCAUGCUGCCCUUUAUGCAUUCCAGCAGGAGGAAUAGCAUGCCCAAACCCAGAUAAUUUCUUCAGAUGGGAUGUUAUUCAUCCCACUCAGGCUGCCUACAAGAUUAUUAUAAAAUACCUUAUUGAUAAUUCCAUUCCUAAGUUUGCUUAA